CCGUACGUCUCCCGCUGUCCUCACGGCCGGCUCGGUCAGUUCAGGCCGCGUGCCCCUCAGUGAGCGUGUGCCCGGGAGAGAGGGAAGAGAGCAGAGGGAAGGUCACAGCAGCGGGCUCCCAUGCCGGUCACUGGCACAGCAGCCCAGCGCUGCUUCCCCCAGCAGUCACCCUGCGCGGUCUCUUCUUUUACACAACCCUCCUUAUACAGACUGAUCACCGCAGUGCCAUGUGCUGGAGCUAUGUCCUGCAUUAUCAGCUAUUUAUUCACCAGUCCUGUAUAUCAUCUGGGACUGUAGGUUCCGGAUAUUUGUCCCCAGCACAUCUGCAGCUUGUAGAAUGGUCCAUGCAGAAGCCUUUUCUCGCCCUCUGAGCAGAAAUGAAGUGGUUGGCCUGAUCUUCAGGUUGACUAUAUUUGGUGCUGUCACCUAUUUUACCAUUAAAUGGAUGGUAGAUGCCAUUGAUCCGACCAGGAAACAGAAGCUUGAAGCCCAGAAACAGGCUGAGAAGUUAAUGAGACAGAUCGGAGUGAAGAAUGUAAAGCUUACCGAGUAUGAGAUGAGCAUUGCGGCCCACCUCGUUGACCCACUCAGCAUGCUGGUAACGUGGAGUGACAUCGCCGGCCUCGAUGAUGUUAUAACAGACCUGAAAGAUACUGUCAUUCUUCCAGUAAGGAAAAAGCAUUUAUUUGAGAAUUCAAGACUGCUGCAGCCCCCCAAAGGCGUCCUGCUAUACGGUCCUCCUGGAUGUGGCAAGACUUUGAUUGCUAAAGCAACUGCAAAAGAAGCAGGCUGUCGCUUCAUCAACCUACAGCCGUCCACACUGACUGACAAGUGGUACGGGGAAUCUCAGAAGCUGGCGGCUGCUGUGUUCUCUCUGGCUGUAAAGCUUCAACCGUCCAUCAUUUUCAUUGAUGAAAUAGAUUCUUUCCUUCGGAGCCGUUCAAGUAAUGACCAUGAGGCAACAGCAAUGAUGAAAGCUCAGUUCAUGAGUCUCUGGGAUGGACUGGACACUGACUACAGCUGUCAGGUGAUAGUAAUGGGAGCCACAAACCGUCCUCAGGACCUCGACACUGCAAUUAUGAGGAGAAUGCCCACAAGAUUUCAUAUCAAUCAGCCGUCUACGAGGCAGCGAGAGGCAAUCCUUAACCUCAUACUGAGAAAUGAGAAUGUGGACGGACAUGUGGAUUUGGUGCAGGUGGCCAGUGGUACCGAUGGCUUCUCUGGAAGUGACCUGAAGGAGAUGUGCAGGGAUGCUGCCCUCCUGUGUGUCAGGGAAAGCGUGACCAGCAGCUAUGAGGAAAGCCUCUGUGAGGAGAUCCGACCAAUCCAACAAAAAGAUUUGAUGCGGGCUAUUGACAAAAUGAAAAAAUCCAAGAGCGCAACGAACCAGGGGGUUUUAAUGCACGUUAGCUUGGACUGAAUUCCCAUCAUGUGGAGUCACCGAAGUGGAGAUAGCUGGACCAGGAUAUCCAAGGAUGCAGGUGUCCGAGUAGAGCAUCUUUUAUUGGUGACCAGACUUUAUGAAGUUCAACCACCUUUGCUGGACCUUCGUAACAUUUCACUAUAAAGAAUCUUUUAGAAGAAAAGAUGUCACAAGAGCUGCAGUUGUAACAACAGUGUGUGUGUGUGUGUGUGUGUGUGUGUGUGUGUGUGUGUGUGUGUGUGUCAUAAUGUUUACUGUAAGAUCACUUUGUGUGAGGAAGGGAUUUGGGGUAUCUGGCAAAGGGACAAAGCUAAGCUGGACUGCUAUAUAUUAUGUAGUUCACAUCGGAAAGAUGCAGAUAUUUCCAUUCUUACUAAAUAAGUGUCGGCCAUGUGUUCAUUUACCGUCCCAUGUUUUAGUCUUUUGAAAGACCUACCCACACAACGGCACAUGAUUUCUUUCUGUAUAAUGUGCGUUUAUCUAUAUUGAAAAGUAAUAUAUAAUGCGGGCAUUGGCUGAUAAUGUCCUGCCAUUUGCUUGGGUGUGCCAAUGCGUCUAUGGGGAUAAUGUAAUAGCCUGCAGAAUGUGCAGUAAUUCCGGCGAAUCUGACUAUAUUUUUAAAGCAGCAAUCAUUAGAAAGUCAAAACAGGGUUGGUUCUGCCUUUUAAAUGAUUGCCGCUUUAAAAUAAUAUUGGCAGACUCGCCAAAAUUUCCGCUUAGCCUGCGGUUCUCAGGCUCUAAGCCCUUUAUUUGUGUUCUUAUUGACUAGCAUGGAUUCCUUGGGUCCAUAUUGUAGAUAAUAUUCCCAGCGACAUUGUCACGGUCUUCGAAUUCCCUGCAUGGUGCCGUGCUAGGUGAUGUCAGAGUACGUAAUUUUACUCCUGGCCAUUUUGUUCUUAAUGCAGAGAUGGUUUGUAAAGUAUAUGCAAUUUUGUUUCUGUCUUAUAAAAUGACAGUGUGUGGGUAUCUUGUAAGUUCUUACAAAGAUUAAUUAAACCAGUGCUAUGUACUCACAAA
Messenger RNA from Pseudophryne corroboree (corroboree frog), 2440 nucleotides. RefSeq names its product ATPase family AAA domain containing 1 (gene ATAD1). Lineage: Eukaryota; Metazoa; Chordata; Amphibia; Anura; Myobatrachidae. Gene Ontology annotation, molecular function: ATP binding; ATP hydrolysis activity. The transcript is spliced from 10 exons. The record is from RefSeq and is a predicted model, not a curated record. Gene Ontology annotation, cellular component: mitochondrial outer membrane. The coding region runs from base 338 to 1420 and encodes 360 amino acids. Gene Ontology annotation, biological process: extraction of mislocalized protein from mitochondrial outer membrane.